AUGGAUUCUCGGGGGUCACAACUGUUGGACCCAUCCUCUGCGAUGGCUGCAAUCACAAGACACAAAGCGGAAGCGAUCAAACUGGCACGAGAGCAAGGAACGGCGGUCAAAGAGAUGUGUCGUCGUGCAAAGACAGAUGUGCCACCAUAUGAAUUCGAGGAAUUAAUUGGAAAAGGUGCUUAUGGCCGGGUCUACAAAGGUCGACAAAUGCCUUCUGGCCGACUUGUGGCUAUCAAGGUUCUCGACGUCGACAACUUAGAUUACAAGUCUUUGCGCGACUUUCGAGACGAAUCAAUCAAGGACUUUAUUCACGAAACGAAGGUUAUGAAACAAGUCAAGGACUCGGGAGCGAAGAAUAUCAACGAAAUCAUUGAAGCGAUUUCCAUCCAUUCUCAGCUGUGGCUUGUCUGCGAAUACUGUCCAGGUGGUAGUGUCCGAACGCUGAUGCGUGCGACCAAUGAUAAACUUGAGGAGAAAUACAUCAUUCCCAUUGCAAGGGAGCUCGCAGUCGGCUUGCACGCAAUCCACGAGGCGGGAAUUAUUCAUCGCGAUGUCAAAGCCGCAAAUGUUUUGAUUCACGAGGAGGGUCGUCUCGAGAUUUGUGACUUUGGUGUUGCAGGUGUUCUCCAGUCGCAGCGUGAUAAACGAUCCACCUGGAUUGGAACACCGCACUGGAUGCCACCAGAGAUGUUUGCAACUCGUGGAGAAGCACACAAGUACGGCAGCGAGAUCGAUGUGUGGGCGUAUGGAUGCACAUUGUUUGAAUUUGCGACAGGAAAUCCCCCAAACUCCGGCCUCCGUGAGCGUAUGCAAAUCGGACGGCAGCUCAGUCGGAAUACGCCCAAGCUUGACAGUGCUGGUUAUAGUGAGGGAUUGAAAGACCUGAUUGCAUUUGCAUUGGAUUCAAACCCUGCCACUCGUCCAACUAUGGCAGAUAUCUUGGCUCAUCCUUACAUCGCCAACACAGAAGAAGAGUACCCCACAUCAUCUGUGAGCGAGCUCGUGAGAAAUUACUACCAGUGGUCUCAGAGGGGUGGUCAGCGCAUCUCCCUCUUUCAUCCAGGCGGUGCUGCUGCUGCUGAACUUCCCGGGGCGGAAGAGGCAGAGGAUGAUUGGAAUUUCAGCACUACCGAUGGCUUUGAGCGGCGGUUUUCGGUUAUUGAUCUGGACCAAAUCGCAGCCUCGCUCGCAGCUUUAGAGGAAGAGAUCAGCCCUACCACUCCGCUCCCGGAGCACGAUUUUAAUGACGAUGUGUCUGACAUUGACAUGGACCCUGAGCAGAAGGCCAACUUUGAUGAACGGGUCAGGAGAGGUGCUGCAGCCAUGGAGGGACUUUUCGACGAGGAGAAGCCGAGCUACAAAUACGAGACCAAGAACGAUUUUGUGCCAAUACAGCCUCCCCAGCCUGUGUCGGACCUACCCCUUCGUACUGAGACCGAUCGUUCAUCUGUGACAUCAACCUUUAUCGACAUUGAUAUUGGGUCUUUUGACUCGUCCCACUACGCAGCUGGAGCACCAUUGGCGCAGCCAUUCCAACUGGCCAAUGCGGACACUAUCCGAGCCAAUCGGUCGAGCAUUCGAGGCUCUCGCAACUCGAAUGAGAAUAGCUCCCAAUCGUCUAACAGCGAUGCAGAGGGGGACAACCCUCACGAGGAAACCUUUAAGCCAAUCUCCGGACCACGACCCCCGACGAUGGAUUGGAAAUUCCCUGGAUUCAUGAAGCCCGAAGAGGAGGUUGUGAAAGAGUCCUUGAAAGAAAUACCUGAGCCGGAGCCUUCACCGGAUCGAUCUUUCCAGGCCGAAAAACGGGCGACCAUGGAGUGGACUUUCCCCGUCAUGUCGAGUCAAGUCAACGAAUCUAGCUCCAGUACUCAUGACGAGGCUGAGCAACACCAUGAUACUCUACGCGCGCCGACUGCACACCCACCUCCACUUGUUGAAGAGCCAAGCAUAUCGCGCCCCUCUACCUCUGCAUCGCAUACUUCUACCAUGUCCGAUUCUGACUAUGAUCCAUUCCGAUUUGAUCGUCCCACUACUCCUCAGGCCAACCUGCCGCAGCCUGGAAGCUCAUUCGACUCGGGGUUCCCCGUGUUGAAUGAAUCAACCGAUGAUGAAGGGUCGGACUCGGCAGGUUUACUGGAUGGACCUGGGCCGGACGAGGAAGAUGAAAAUCCUCUCUGGGCUGAGAGCAGUGAGAUCCUCUCCCAGAAAAAUGCACCUCCCUUGCCCACCGCCAUUCCCUUGCAUGGAGGUCAAGGGGGCCCUCCGCCGCCUGUUUCCGAGCCAGGAUCACCGAUCUAUGAUGAGCCUUUGCAGACUGCUCGUCGGGAUGUCGGUCGGCUCAGGAAGCCAGAGUUAGGGCUCAUCUCUUUCCCACCCGUGCAUCCUCCAAGCAUGGAAAGCCUGUUGGAAGGGGCCGACGAUGCUACUAUCACAGCCGAGUUGGACCGCUUGCUUGGUGAUUUCCUAGGUGCACUCUCCGCAACGGGCAUGGCUUUGUCGAGAACAAGCCCUGAUAGCCAACAGAAGCCCAGUUCCUUUGCCGAGACGAUUUGA
Molecule: messenger RNA, 2556 nt
Organism: Penicillium oxalicum
Lineage: Eukaryota; Fungi; Ascomycota; Eurotiomycetes; Eurotiales; Aspergillaceae
Product: putative serine/threonine protein kinase
Exons: 4
Coding region: 1-2556 (851 amino acids)
Biological process (GO): protein phosphorylation
Molecular function (GO): protein kinase activity; ATP binding
Source: RefSeq, a predicted model, not a curated record